Messenger RNA from Spinacia oleracea (spinach), 3418 nucleotides. Its product is annotated as pentatricopeptide repeat-containing protein At1g03100, mitochondrial. Gene Ontology annotation, molecular function: protein binding. The transcript is spliced from 5 exons. NCBI's taxonomy places the organism in Eukaryota, Viridiplantae, Streptophyta, Magnoliopsida, Caryophyllales, Amaranthaceae. The coding region runs from base 331 to 2649 and encodes 772 amino acids. The record is from RefSeq and is a predicted model, not a curated record.
AGAUUGUACGAAAGUAUAAUUUUAAGAUAUUGUAUAUUAAUUCAUUAAAUUGACGAUAAUGUCAAUUAAGGAGAUGGAAUUAGGGGAAAAAACCGUUAAUGAACAAAUUGUUGAAGAAAUUGAUAAAAUGAGUCUUCUGAGUUCUGAAUAAAAGGUUCAGUCUAAGCUCUCUGUAUCGUCUUCCUCAACAAUCAGAAAUUGCAUCUUGGUCCUGAGGAUUUGAGGAUCAAAGUUAGAAAUUAGAUCAAUUUCUUAGAGGAAAUGUGACAACUUUUUCGGACAUUUCAAAAUUGUAAGUGGAGUGCCUUGGUGCAGAAUAUCAUCUCGUUAAUGGUUAAAAUGCUGAGGAUCAAGAAGUUAAGAUGCCAGAUUUUAUCUUCAUGGCUUGGCGGUACUCGUUAUGUGAUAUCUAGUGUCUUAUCAAAUUAUAGAGAAAUAAAUCCCUCCCAACCGGCAAUAUCUUCAUUUGUUAAUGGAAGUAGGCUUAAUCCCAGCUUACUAUAUCAGGGCAAUGUAGCAAAUCGUACAAAAUUCUUUUCAACAACGGCUGGAACUAUUUUGGUGCAGGCUCGUGAUCCAGCUAAAUUGAGUUUGGAUAUACAUAAUGCAGUCAAUGACCAUAGGUAUGAUGAUGCUUGGAGAUAUUUUGAGCAGCACUUAGAGAUGGAAGGAUUUCCAAGGAAAUCCGUGGUAAACAAGUUGCUAGCGGGUUAUGCAGAAACCCUGGACUCCCAAUUGCUGGAACGGGCUUUCGGGCUGGUGGAACGGGCUUUUGAGGAAGGUAAACACACAUUAUUUGAGAAAGUGACUCUUAUAUACCUUGCUUUUGCUCUUGCAAGAUGCAGUCAACCGGUGCCGGCAUCUGUUAUUCUUAGGAAGUUGAUCAGAAUGGAAGAGUACCCCCCUGUGACGGCAUGGUCCGCUGUCUUAGCAUACAUGUCACUGUCGUCUUCCGGAGCCUAUCUCGCUGCCGAGCUGAUUCUCGAGAUAGGAUACCUGUUUCAGGAUAACCGGAUUGACCCCCGUAAGAAAAGUAAUGCACCUUUAAUUGCAAUGAAGCCUAACACCCUUGCCAUCAGUGUUGCUUUGGCUGGGUGCCUUGUGUCUGGGACUACAAGAAUUGCUGAGCAGCUACUUGACAUGAUGCCUAGAAUCGGUGUUAAAACUGAUGCUACCUUAUUAAUCCUAAUGGCUCAUAUAUAUGAAAGGAAUGGGAGAAGAGAAGAACUAAAGAAGCUGAAGAGACACAUUGAUGAAGCUCAUGAUCUCAACGAUAUUCAAUUUCGACAGUACUAUAAUUGCUUGCUUAACUGCCACUUGAAGUUUGGAGAUCUGGAUUCUGCUUCUCGAAUGGUUUUAGAAAUGCUUCGGAAGGCAAAAGAAGCUAAUAAUUCUCUAGCUGCAGCCACACUAAGGUUUGAACCUGCGAAUUCAUAUUCUCCCAUAAAAGUUUCUAAUAUAACUGAGUUGAGUAUUUCAGAUAAAGGUGGGAAUCAGCAUUUUAUGUCUUUUGAAGAUUUCUGUAGAGACCGAAACUUCAUUUGUUUGGAGGGAGAGACAAAAGAAGUACUGAUUUCUUUAUCGCUGAAGCUGCAGAAGCAAACAGAACUGAUCAUGACUGAACGGGGUAUUCUUCAACCAACAGAGAAAACAUAUGUGAAGCUAGCUAAGGCAUUCUUGGAAGCUUGUAAAACUAAGGACUUGGCUGAGUUUCUGAUCAAGGUUGAGAAAGAAGACUCACCAUUUUCUGUUGAAGAUUCGCCAUUGGUUGAUGUCAUUAAUUCAUGCAUCUCCCUUGGCUGGUUAGAUCAAGCACAUGAUCUUCUUGAUGAAAUGUGUUUUGCUGGGAUUAAGAUCAGUUCCUCCGUGUACUCCUCGCUCCUUAAAGCGUACUGCAAGGAGAAAAGGUUAAGUGAGGUUAUGUCACUUUUGCGGGAAGUUCGAAAGGCUGGGAUACAGCUGGAUGCAAGUUGUUAUGACGCGUUAAUUCAGUCCAGGGUGCUACAGAGAGAUACUCAGGGGGCUCUCAAUCUCUUUAAAGAGAUGAAAGAAACUAAAAUACCAAGAGCUGGUCAUCAAGAAUAUGAGGUUCAGGCUCGGAGCUGUGCAAAGAGUAGCGAAGCAGGUUUUAUGGCCAAACUUUUGCAGGAAAUUAAGGAGGGUGAGACAGUGGAUUGCGGAGUUCAUGAUUGGAAUAACGUGAUUCAUUUUUUUUGUAAGAAGAGAUUAAUGCAAGAUGCAGAGAAAGCUCUAAAGAAAAUGAGGAGUUUGGGACACACCCCUAAUGCACAAACAUUCCAUUCUAUGGUAACUGGGUAUGCAGCCAUUGGAGGAAAAUACAUUGAGGUGACAGAGCUCUGGGGUGAGAUGAAAAGUCUUGCUGCUGCCACCCCAAUGAAGUUUGAUCAGGAACUCCUGGAUUCUGUUCUCUACACUUUUGUUAGGGGUGGGUUUUUUUUCCGUGCAAAUGAGGUCGUGGAGAUGAUGGAGAAAGGAAACAUGUUCAUUGACAAGUAUAGGUACCGUACUCUUUUUUUGAAAUACCAUAAGACACUAUAUAAGGGAAAGACUCCAAAGUUUGAGACGGAAGCCCAAUCAAAGAAAAGAGAUGCCACAUUGGCUUUCAAAAAAUGGGUUGGCUUAUUUUAGAGGAACCUAAGCUGCUUUUUGUUCAGCGAUUCGUGACGAUUUGGUGGUUUUCUGUUGAGGCUCGUCGCAAUUUGAUGACUUUAGAAGAAAGCUCUGUCUGAAGUUGCUUAACAGAGGAAAAGUUUGAGCUUUAUGUUUUGAUGGAAAACAUGGAAAUAGUUUGCAACUAAAGAUGUACUAUUAUUACUAACAGCAGUUGCAGCUCCAUGGGGUGAGCAAAACAACCUUAGUGUGGUUUGGAAGGAAGAGGAGGGCGUAAUGAAAGGUAUCCAGUCGGUGGAUUGGUCAAAGGCUCAAAGCAUCCACUUGAUAUUGUCCCUACACUUCAGUAUCAAGUUCCAAUUCCAUGACCAAGCAAUUAGCUGUCGGAAUCAGAAGCAACUGAAAAACAAGAUGAAGAAAUCUUUAACUUAAUGAGAUCGACCAAGAAAACCUUCAAAGCUUUCAAAAUUAUGCAGCUUUCAACAAACUUCAGAGCUCACUUCAAUUGACAGAACUCGCAUGUGCUAUUACAACAACAAAUGUGCACACAGAUUUGCUACCCAAGGCCUAAAGGUUCUGCUGCUUUGAUUUCAAGAAAUCAUGUACUUAUUUAUUACCAACUUUGAAAUUGGAAAAAGUAUGUUGAAACACUUCAACUCUUGCCCUAAUAUGCACCAAUCAAUUUCACAAUAUAAACAUCAGACCAGGAAAAUUUUUGCAACUUUUUAAACUCCUGUGUAUUUCGUGAUAUUCAUUUAUCUAUUAUCAUCCACUUUUCCCGUCAUUA